Molecule: messenger RNA, 6373 nt
Organism: Hippocampus zosterae (dwarf seahorse)
Lineage: Eukaryota; Metazoa; Chordata; Actinopteri; Syngnathiformes; Syngnathidae
Product: F-actin-uncapping protein LRRC16A-like
Exons: 40
Coding region: 163-4344 (1393 amino acids)
Biological process (GO): regulation of Arp2/3 complex-mediated actin nucleation; cell migration
Cellular component (GO): lamellipodium; plasma membrane
Molecular function (GO): protein binding
Source: RefSeq, a predicted model, not a curated record
ACUGCGGGGGGAGAGGAGAAUGUAACCGGCAAGAGAAGCACCGGCGAGGCGGCAGUGUGGUACCACCUACGACUUGUCUUUCUCCCUUUUUUGCCUUCAUUCCGAUCCCAACGGUGGGAAAAACUCCGCGUCGUGUUGUUUGGAUACUUAAGUGUGCACAAAAUGAGCGAGGACGUGUCAGAGGUCCCCAAAGAGCUCAUGGAGAGCAUGCGGGAUGCGGUAGGGAGGAAGGUGAAGCUGUCGCUGAGGAAAAGAGUCAAACUGGAGAUCAAAGGCGACAAGACAGAGAACCGAGUCUUGGCUCUUGCGUCCCAUCGAGCAUACCUCCUGACUGCACGCAUUCCCACCAAGGUGGAACACUCCUUUAACUACUUGGAGAUCCAGGGCAUUACCUGUAAUAAGGCAAAACAGCUGUUUGUGGAGUACGAGCGAGGCUCCUUCUCACUGAAGCUGCUGUCCACGGAGGAAGUCAACGAGGUGGUUGCGCAUGUCGGAAACUGUCUGCUCAGAAUAUGUCCAGGUCUUUCACCUAGUAAAGUGAUGAAGAAGCUCAACAUGGAGCCUGCUGACAGACUGACCUCGCUGCAGACGUUGUGGGAAAGCAACAAACCUGCUGACCCGGGGCCAUGUGGUGGCUUUUCUCAGAUGUAUAAGUGUGUUUGUGACUGGCUGUCACUGCCAUACAGGGAAGAGGUUCAGUGGGAUGUGGACACCAUCUAUUUGACACAGGAUACCAGAGAGCUUAACUUGCAGGACUUCAGCCAUUUAGAGAACAGGGACUUGGUGGCCAUAAUUGCAGUGCUCGAGUUCAACCAGUGGUUCACCAAACUCACCACGAAGGACUACAAGCUGUCUACAGAUGUUUGUGAGCAGAUCCUUAGAGUGGUGUCUCGCUCCACCCGACUUGAGGAGUUAGUGCUGGAUAGCGCAGGACUCAAAACGGAAUUUGCCCAGAAACUCGCUGCUGCUCUUGCACACAACCCCAGCUCAGGACUCACCACAAUCAAUCUUGCCAACAACCCACUGGAGGACAGAGGUAUUUCUUCCCUUGGUGCUCAAUUCGCCAAACUUCGCAUUGGCCUCAAGCAUGUAAACUUCUCUAAAACCUCAGUGUCACCUAAAGGGGUGAACAGCCUUUGUCAGUCACUGAGUGCCAACCCAUUCAUCCCCAACAGCCUCGUCCAUCUGGACCUCUCAGGGAACAUCCUCAGAGGAGACGACAUGCAGCAUUUUUACAAUUUCUUGAGCCAGCCCAACCAUCUUGCAUUUCUGGAUCUUUCCAACACAGACUGCUCAUUGGACCAGGUUUGUUCCGCUCUCUUACGAGGCUCAGCCCAGCAUCUGUCUGUCCUCAACGUUUCAAAGAGUGUCUUUCCUCACAGGAAAGGCAAGGAGGUCCCGCCAUCAUUUAAGCACUUCUUCAGCAGCGCCAUGUCUCUCAGCUCCAUUAACGUGUCAGGAACAAAGCUGGCGCCAGAUGUCCUCAAGGCUCUCCUGCUAGGCCUGGCUAGUAACCCCAAUGUGAAAGAUGUAUCGCUUGACCUAAGUUGCUGCGAGCUUGGCCAUUGUUUGCGUUCUGGAGGGUCCCAGAUACUUGAGGGAUGCAUUGCGGAGAUUCCAAACAUCUCCAGCCUGGACAUCUCUGACAAUAGCCUGGACUCUGAUCUCUCCACUCUGCUGAUAUGGUUAGCAAAAAACCGAUCGAUAAGACACUUGUCUCUGGGCAAGAACUUCACCAACAUCAAGUCCAAAAACCUCGGUCCAGUCUUGGACAGUCUGGUUCACAUGAUCCAGGAGGAAGAGUCACCCCUCACCUCUUUGUCUCUGGCCGACUCCCGACUGAAGAGCGAUCUGACCAUUGUUCUGAAUGCGCUCGGCAGCAACACGUCACUCACCAGAUUGGACAUCAGCGGCAACGCGAUGGGCGAUAUGGGUGCCAAGAUGCUGGGAAAGGCGCUGCAGAUAAACUCUAAACUCAGGACAGUGAUCUGGGACAAAAACAAUACUGGACCUCAAGGUCUCCAGGAUGUAGCAACAGCUUUGGAAAAGAACUUCACUAUCCGUUUUAUGCCCAUCCCCAUCAUUGAUGCCUCUCAGGCGCUAAAGGCCAGUCCGGAGAAGACAGAGGAUGCCUUGCUCAAGAUUGAAAACUUCCUGUACAGAAACCAUGAAAGCAGGAAAUAUCAACAAGAGCAGGCGUAUCGCCUUCAACAGGGCAUCGUAACCACAACGACACAGCAGAUGAUGGACCGGAUUUGUGUGAAGGUGCAGGACCAUCUCAACUCUCUGAGGAACUCUGAGACUGACGCCAUCCUCGAGGAUGUCAGGUCUGCUGAAAGCCUCAUUAAAGAUGCAAGGAACUCUAAAACACUCCUUCCUAACCUCUACCACCUGGGCUCUGCCUCUAGAGACGAGGUGCACCGUGCUUCAGUAGGCCCCAUUCAGGAGAAAUUGCAGUCUAUGGCAGGCGAGGUGACUUCUGUCAUGGAUCAACAGUUGCAGAGUCUGUUGGAGUCUAUGAUGGACGCAGCAGAGUCUCUGUGUCCUCAUGUGAUGAAAAGGAGUAAUUUGCGCUCAGACCUCGUGAAGGCCAGCUCAGCCAAGAUGGUCGUCCCCAAGAGUUUUGUCACCAAAACUCUCCUGGAUCAGUCUGGUAUUGACAUCAUCAAUAAGAUCAGUGAGGUGAAACUGAGUCUUGCCUCCUUCCUGUCUGAUCGUAUCGUUGAUGAGAUCUUAGAGGCUCUUUCCACUUCACAACAAACUUUGGCAGACCAUCUAGUGCGGAGAGGGCGCCCCUUGGUGCAGCGAGAGUCGGUAGACAUGGACGCUCCAGAGGAGAGGAUUCCUAAACGGGCAUCCACUGAGAUUUUGGAGGGCGAGCGGGUGGAUGAGCUCGAGUCAUGCAUGACACUGUGCUGCACCAGUAUGACUCCAAAGACAAAGAGAAAAAGCAUCCAUAGUCGAAUGCUGAGACCUGUGUCUCGUGCCUUUGAGAUGGAAUUUGACCUAGACAAGGCGCUGGAGGACGUACCAGUGCAUGUGGAGGACCCACCGCUUCCGUCACACACUCCUCCGGUUCCCUCUCAGCCCUUAUCGAAAGGGGAGCAGCGUGUGGCGGGAGGGAUGUUGGAGCUUCCGUCCGAGGAGGAGAAGAAGCUGCAGCACUUCACCAAACUAAGACCCCGCAGAAACAAGAAGACACACUCCAGCAAAAUACCACAAAUGAGCAGUGCCCCAUCUCAGGAUGGAGAGCAAAAUGGCCUCAUGGGAAGGGUGGAUGAGGGUGUGGAUGAAUUCUUCUCCAAAAAAGUCACCAAGAUGGAUUCAAAACGUUCCAUGAAGAGCUCCGAAUCUCACGAUGGAGAGAAGAAGAAGAGCAAAGGAGGCUUCCUCAACCUGAUCAAACGCUCGACCAAAUCAGAUAAAUCAGACAAGUCGGAAAAAUUUGAGAAAAAUCAGGUGACCCCUUCAUCCUCGGCUACAUCUUCGACGUCUUUAGUGUCAGCUUCAAGCAUUGCAGAGGAACCCUCCUCUCCAAAGUCGACAGUAAAGAGUCCUGCGCCCGAGCCAAAGUCCAGAGAUUCAUCCACCCGUUCACAGCCAACAGACUACAGCAGCGGCUCGGAACGUUCAGAGGAGCUGAGGACCCCCGACUCAAUAGACGAGCCGUGGGAGGGCUCUGACGGCCGAGGGAGUCCCCAGGGAGGCCGGCGGUACCCGGGCAUGCAGAUGAUGGGCGGUGGGCUCCUGGCGGAAAUGAAGGCCAAACAGGAGAGGAGAGCACAUAAGUCCUCCAGCCCUGACAGACCUGACAGCAAUGCCACAGGUUCUCCAGAGAAGACCUCAACUCGUGUCGAAACAAAGCCUGAUCCCUCUCCUCGUCCUCGGGCUCCGUCCUCCUCGGGCUCUCCUGGGGGUCCAGUGAGUCCUAAACCGGCAAUGGCUCUGGGAACAAAGCCCGCCCUGUCCUCCCGACCAUCCCUUCCUCAGAAGCCGAGGACCACCAGCACUCGAAGCACAGAUGAGAGCUCAGAUGCACCCAAUGGUGGGGGGCUGUCUCCUAAGGUGACAGUUCUCCUGUCCAUGAAGAAGGUGUUACCGGAUAAAGACAAGGUGGGCCACAACAGUCCGCAGCCGGGAGGUUCUGCUACGAAACACACUCAGGAGGGGAGGAACGCGUCCGUGUCCGAGCCCAUUCAACGCUCCAGCCAUCAACGCAGCAACUCUGAUGACCGCGGCGCCUUCAAGGGCAAGGAGAUGUCACCAAAUCCAGACAAGGACAAAACAGGCCAAAAAGCUUGCAAUCCUGGCGAAGAAGCCGACAAAGAAAUAAUUCAAAUUUAAGUUGAUCACAUUUAACUCCCAAACAUUAACCCUUUUUGAAAAUGACUCAAGGGGCAAUAUGAGGAAUGCUUUAUAUUGAUAAAUUGUACACCAAGAGUACAAAUGACAGAGUACCUGUUUACAGUUCAAACUGUAACGUGUUAAUAUGAAUCACCAGACAAGAGGGGUGUUUUUCCAGAGUAACUUUUUCGCACUCUUUCUGAUGUCACCUACAAAACCAAACUUUCACUAAGAUCUUCCUUCUUCCUACAGAAACAAGCAUUUAUGCAGUAUCCGGUCAUUCAAAGUGCUCCCAAGUGUUCCGACAAUUAUAGUGUGAGCUGAACAAAUUAAAAGCACAAAAAAAAAAACGCAUGAACAUGUUUUCAGCGGAAAGAGUACGUAAGUGUGGACUGAAAAUGGAGGCUGUGAAAUGAUUUGGUAAUGGUCUCAUGUGCUAUUUCUCGCAGGGACCACACUUAAAGGAAUACCACUUAUCACUCUACUGUACUUGAAGUCUAAUAUAAUACUAGACCCGAUGGCAUUUUUGUUAGUUGCCAACAGUUUUUUGAAAUGCUUAAAUCCGUUUGUGCAAGUCUUUUUCUUUUUUUUUUUUCCCUGAAUCCAUUAUGCAACUCAUCUUUUUUACAGGACAAUACAGGUUGAAGCUGAGCAUCUCGGCACCCACAAAUCACACUAAUGUAGCUUACUUGUACUGAACAAUCUCCACCCUGCUGGUCCCCACUGGUGAUUAACCUUUGCACACUGUGCGGUACACGUUAGCUUUGAAUCAACAAAGGCUUCAGCACUGUUAACGAACAAGCAUUUGCAUAUUUUGGAUGGAACAAAUUGAUCAUCUUGUUACCCUUUAACUUGCUGGGGGUGUCUCUCUGUCUUUGUGUAGAUAGGAAAUGUAGUCACGUGACUUAUCGUUUCAUGACGUUUGAAGCUAGAAUACGAAGCUGUUGUGUUGCAUGCCACUUUUUGUCCCAGUGUCCUUCUGACUUUUGAGUUCAAAACACAUAGUGACACAUUCUAUUGACACUCGUCUGUGUCCCUCAGAAACGCUGCACAGUCAGGGCUUUGAAACUGAAGUGAUUUUUGUCCAAAAAGGAUCUUGUGUCCGUUUGUGUGUUUGUUUACCUUGGAGCUCUUGCACUGCUUCUGGAUGCUUACUUUGACAGCACAAAACAUCUUGAAGAGCAACAAGCACGAGUUGUACGCGACUUAAACAGCCUGACCACCGCGACUUGUCAACGCAUGCCCUGGAAAAUUCAGUGGAAGGGAAACUUGAGAUCCAGUUUGGAUCGCUACAGCUCGCAGACUAAAGAGUGAGACUAAACCAACAGGGGUUGAAGCACAAGUGUCAAAUGAUGGCCAAAAUCACAUUUUUGUAGAAUGGCUUCUUAACUCGAAUCAUGCAAAUAACAGUUCCUGUUGUAAAUAAUUCCACCAGCCUGAUCCCAAUUUAAUUUAUUAUUUUUCUCUGAAAAGAUGUUAGUUAGGUCACAGGUGCACAAGUUUGCUGCAGCUGGCUGUGACUUUGACAUAAUAACCGUUGACUCGAAUGAGUUACUUUAUGUGUGUGUGAGUGCAUGACAAGCAUUGUACUGUAUAUAAUGUAUGUCCCUCCAAGCCUACAGGUGUGAAUGUGUAAUACACAUAAUGUGUGCACUGUGACUUUUUCUUUGGUUGGUUUUUGCACAUGCAGGGUUUUUUUUCUUUUUCUUUUUUUUAGGUACGCUGCAUGUAACCUUUAAAAUAACGUCCACAACAUUCUCUCUCACGUGUACAUUUUGUUUAUAAAUCCACUUCAUGUAUGCGUUUGGUAUGACAUGUAUUAAAUCUUAACAUAUAUGUCAUGAUUUAAACAAACAAAACAAAACAAAAUAGUAAUGCAGAAUUGUCACAUAAAUACUGAAGACAUUUGCACAUCUUAGGUCUGAUUUUGUUUGGGGAUCCAGUCAUUGUGUUGUUUUCAUACCAUCGUUCUGCUGGUGUCUAUGUGAAUAUUAACAUUGAUUAAAAAAAUUACAGGCUUUGGAAUGUA